Alnus glutinosa is the source of this 2643-nucleotide messenger RNA. RefSeq lists its product as uncharacterized. The transcript is spliced from 11 exons. Lineage: Eukaryota; Viridiplantae; Streptophyta; Magnoliopsida; Fagales; Betulaceae. The coding region runs from base 1 to 2643 and encodes 880 amino acids. Gene Ontology annotation, biological process: carbohydrate metabolic process. Gene Ontology annotation, molecular function: polygalacturonase activity. The record is from RefSeq and is a predicted model, not a curated record.
AUGGCCAUCAUGAGCAUUGCAGAAAUAUUUGUUCUAAUUUUCCUUGGCUUAGCUUUGCUCGUGCUUGAGGCGGAAGCUACAUCCCGCCGUCGUGGCCUUGGUGAUGCUGACGACGAAGAAGCUAAAGCUGGUCAAACAGUUUUCAAUGUUAAUUCCUAUGGUGCUAAAGCAGAUGGUAAAACUAAUAAUGAUCAGGCAUUUAUGAAGGCGUGGGUUGCAGCAUGUAAAUCUAGUGGUGGUCCGGCUAAGCUUGUUUUUCCCAAAGGGACAUAUGUGUCAGGGCCAGUCACUUUCGCAGGGCCGUGCAAGAGCUCACCUCCAAUAACUGUUGAAGUUCAAGGAACUAUUAAAGCCACAACAGAUCUUAGUGAUUAUACUUCUCAAGACUGGUUUCUUUUUCAAUCCAUCAAUGGUUUGAUACUUACUGGUGGAGGAACUUUUGAUGGCCAAGGUGAACCUGUGUGGAAGUACAAUGACUGUCAUCAAAACGCCGACUGUCAGCUUCUCCCUACUUCAAUUAGCUUUUCCAAUGUGAAGAAUGGCCAAAUUAAUGGGAUCACUUCCCUAAACAGCAAAUCGUUCCACACGCAUGUAUCAGGCUGCGAAAACAUUAAGGUCCACAAUUUCACUGUAAUUGCUCCGGGAAAUAGCCCGAACACGGAUGGCAUGCAUGUCAGCAGGUCCAAUCUUGUCAAUAUAUCCAGCAGCUCAAUUGGAACUGGUGAUGAUUGCAUUUCCAUUGGACAAGGGACAACCCAGCUCUCCGUCACCAAUGUCCACUGUGGCCCCGGACAUGGAAUUAGUGUUGGCAGCCUUGGCAAGUAUCCCCACGAGCAGGAUGUGAGUGGGAUUUUUGUGUCUCAUUGCACCCUGAAAGACACCACGAACGGUGUGAGGAUCAAAACCUGGCCCGGCUCACCUCCAAGCCGAGCUUCUGGCAUAAUUUUUGAUGAUAUUAUAAUGGAUUCUGUUAAAAAUCCCAUUAUUAUCGAUCAGAAAUAUGGUUCGCAUAAGAGUGCGCCAUCGAAAGUACAGAUUAGCGACAUUCAUUACAAGAACAUUAGGGGCACCACGGUUUCGAACGUGGCCGUGUCUAUCGUAUGCAGUUCACAGGUGCCUUGCAAUGGCAUUGAGAUGGUGGACAUCGAUUUGAAAUACCAGGGAAAUAAUGUGAAAGAUACAUCCAUUUCAUCCUCAUGCGAAAAUGCAAAGAUUAAGUACGAGGGCAAACAGGUUCCACCACCUUCUGCUAAAGAUAGUCAAGUGCUAACAAAUUGGAGGUCACCAUCUAGAACCAGGUUAAACAAGCUAGAAGAAUUACUAAAAAAUCGAUCUAAUCCAUCGCUUAAGGCCACCAUGAGCAUUGCAGAGAGAUUUCUUUUCAUCGGCUUAGCUUUGCUCUUGCUUGAGGCGGAAGCUACAUCCCGUCUUGGCAGCAGCCAUGGUGUGGCUGAUGAUAGUGAUUAUCAGGGUCAAUCUGGCGGUGGCGGUGGCAGUAGCGGUGGCGGUGGCGGUGGCGGUGAUCAAUCAGUUUUCAAUGUUAACUCCUAUGGCGCUCAAGCAGAUGGCGAAACUAAUAAUCAAGAGGCAUUCAUGAAGACAUGGGUUGAUGCAUGUGAAUCUAGCAGUGGUGCGGUCAAGGUUCUUAUUCCGGAUGGGACAUAUGUGUCAGGGCCAGUCACUUUCAAAGGGCCAUGCAAGGGCUCAUCAAUAACUUUUGAAGUUCAAGGAACAAUUAAAGCGACAACAGAUCUUAGUGAUUAUUCUGGUCCUGACUGGUUUCUGUUCGAAUAUAUCAAUAAUUUUGAACUUACUGGUGGUGGAACUUUCGAUGGCCAAGGUGAGGCUUCGUGGAAGUACAAUGACUGUAAAGGCAACAGCAAUUGUCAGCUUCUCGCUAGUUCACUUACAUUCAUGCAUCUGAAGGAUUCGGAAAUUCAUGGGAUCAAUUCCCUAAACAGCAAAUCGUUCCACAUGCAUUUAACAUUAAGCGAAAGCGUUAAGGUCUACGAUCUCAGUAUGGUUGCUCCGGAAGAUAGCCCCAACACGGAUGGCUUGCAUAUCAGCCAGUCCAAUAAUAUUGAUGUAUAUGACAGCAAAUUUGGAACCGGAGAUGAUUGCGUUUCCAUCGGAGAAGGGACAACCCAGCUCACCGUCUCUGGUGUCACCUGUGGCCCUGGACAUGGCAUUAGCGUUGGCAGCCUUGGAAGGUAUAAAAAUGAGUUGGAUGUGAGUGGAAUUACUGUGUCUAAAUGCACGUUGAAAAGCACCAUGUACGGUGUGAGGAUCAAAACCUGGGCCGGAUCAGAUCCAAGCCAAGCUUCUGACAUCACUUUUGAAGAUAUUAGUAUGGAAAAUGUUAACAAUCCCAUUAUUAUAGAUCAGAACUAUGGUUCGGGUUCGGGUGAGCCAUCACAAGUGAAGAUUAGCGACGUUCACUACAAGAACAUCUGGGGCACCUCGGCGACGGCUGUAGCAGUGACUCUCAAAUGCAGUUCAUCGGUGCCUUGCCAGGACAUUGAGCUGGUGGACAUCAAUUUAAAAUACGCGGGCGAUGAGGAUGACAAAUCCAUUUCAUCCUCAUCCUCAAAUGCAAAGCUGACGUGCGAGGGCACACAGAAUCCACAAGUUUGUGAUAAUUAG